AUGUCUUUAUCUGACCAAUUCUCCAUCACGACUCUUCCUCGAGUCUCAGACAUCAAGCUUUCUGAGAAGGCAGUUGUGUCUGGAAUAAGACUGGCUCAACAACAGGUGCUUGAUAUUGGGAUUUCAAGAUCAUCCAUUUGCUCCAUCAUAUUGAAGCCAACGCCCAAGUUAAUAUGGACUUAUGCAUUAUCCCCCAACACUAUAGUGGACUACAUAGAUGUAGCAGAAACAGAAGAUACUUCUAUCAAGCAAUUUGCGAUUGGUACUACCGACAGAAAGAAAGAUCAUAAUCUUUUAUUCUUGAGGAGAUACAACCAAGAGUCGGAAGAACACCUGAGCACCACACCAGAAGGCGAUCAAGACCAGCAAGAAUCUGUAAGCACCAAGUCAAUAAAGACCAAGUCUAAAGUGGUGAGCACCCAUUUUAGCAAAGACUCCAGACAUGUAUACGUUAUCUUGGAUGACUGUACUGUUGAGGUGUACCAGUACAAUUUGGAAGACAACGAAGACGAAGAAAACAACGACUCUCCAAUUUACUCAAACUUGAAUAGAUUGAGAAACUCAAGGACUUUAUACCAUCAAUUUAUAGAAACCGGCGAAAUCAACAAAGGUGAUGGUGUGUUGGUAUUGGUUGAACUCAUUAACAAGAAGAAGGUGCAAGUGAGAUUACUUUCUCUUGACUUGGAAAAUACAAUUGAAAUUAAGAGUGUAGUGUUAGAGGAAGACAUGGAAGCAGGUUCGGCUUUCACCUAUGAUUCCAUUGCCAACUGCUUGUAUGAAUUUUCAAAGAAGGAGAAUACAUUGAAGAUGUAUACACUUCCUGAUUUCAGACUAUUCAAAACCAUACCGUUUGGAAGCAUACUUGAGAGAAAACAGAGUGUCACCGAAGUGACCAUGGUUUCACCAGCUCCUGAAAGAUUACUUAUAAGUUUCGAAGGGAUAAUUUACCUCAUAAAUACAAAGUAUGACUCAAUAUUAGAUAAAUUCAGUCACCAAGACAAGAUCUCUUUGGAGACUGUCUUCAAAGUUAAGGGGAAUUCGCUUAGAACCAGCCAAACAUUUGCUGUUUUCUUCAGUCAUGAUGCUAAGGCCAAUGUCAGUGAUUUAAACGUGAUCAAUGUUGAUGUAGGUUUAGGUACCUUAAGUGAAUGCUUAGGUAAGGGGAUAAGUAAGGUUAAAUCUGACGCAGUGGCUAAGUUUUCUGGACUCUCCGAUCUUCUCGAUGACAAAUUUGUUGACAAUUCUAUUAUUCUUACCAAUGAGAUCAAUGAAAUUUAUGAAGAGUUGAAAAAUGCAUCUGAGGAAUCUAAUUUAAAGAAAUGGGAGAGAAUUGUGAUCCCAUACUUGAAAGGUGAAUCAUGGACAACAAUAAAGAAAUCUAUCAAGAAGCUUUCUAAUAAGGCAUCCACAAAUGACAAGUUGGUACCUGUAACGAAAGAUUACGAAUUCAAAGUGUUUGAAGUGGAAAAAGAUAGAAUUAUAGAUUACAAUUUCAUUUAUUCUAUUACAUCAUUAAUUUUUAGCGCAAAUGACGACAACGGAGACGUUCAGUUUAAAUCCAAGUUUAAUCCAGAGCACUCAUUGACUUACCUUUUCACACAUCCUUUGUAUCCAAAGGAAUUCACCAAAGGUUUACUUAGUCUAUUUGCCAAGAGAUCCGAAGAAAUUGAUGAUUCCACAGCAUCUUCCAUAGGGUCUCUCAGACUUCUCAGACAAGCGCUUAUAACGUGCCCCAAUUUGUCAUGUUUGGAAAUUACUAAGCAACUUAACAACAGCAAUGAUGAGAUUUUCCAGGACGUUGUGAGCAGAUUAAUUGAAGAAUAUUCAAUAAAUCAGAUCACUUCAACAUUAUUGGAAGUUUUGAAGCAGACAACCGCCUUCAAUUUAGAAGAAUGCAUAAAGAAAUGUUUCAUUUUGGAUAAUGGAUGGGAAAUCAUUCCCGCAAUUAUAGAUGCCGGUGGGUUAUUUGGAUGGUCAAAAGAUUUAAUUGAUAAAGUUAUUGAAGAUGUUGAGAUCCAAUUAGAGUCUUUGAACUUGAAUGGUUAUAAUUUAACUUUGACCAACCAGGCUAUAUUGGUGAACUCGUCAUUGGUUGAUACAUCGGCUGGAAAAAAGAAGAGUAAGAAACAAAAGAAAAAGGAAUUGAAGCAGCAACAACAACAAGCCCAAAGCAAUGGAGCAGUAACACAAGAUAUUGUUGAAUCAAAUAAACAACAAGAACAGUUGAAUUCAAUGUUGACUAUUAACAAUACAUCGAGAAAAAAUUUGCUUGAUGAUGGUAUAUCUAUCAGUAAGAAAAUUCCUGUGUAUUCUGUAGAAAAGUUGAUAUUAUAG
Dujonia railenensis is the source of this 2334-nucleotide messenger RNA. The record is from the annotation of a GenBank genome assembly. NCBI's taxonomy places the organism in Eukaryota, Fungi, Ascomycota, Pichiomycetes, Serinales, Debaryomycetaceae.